ACCAACUGCUCAGCUUGAGCUGCACUGAAAAGGUCAUAUAUACUGGAUUCGACCAUAAGAAUGAAUCACACGCGGGGCUAAAUCUCUGUGAUUCAGGAGGAGGCGUAGAACUUUAUGCUAACAUGAAAUGGAGAUCACUCGGACCAGACCGUCCUUGUAUGGAGAAAUCGCUCAUGGUCUUGGAUUCUGGACAGACCGGUCAGCAGUACACGAGGCUGCUGCACAGGGCAGAGUCCUCCAGCUUCAGCAGCUGAUCGAGGGAGGUGCAGCAGUUAACAUCGUGGCUGUUGACUCCAUCACCCCGCUGCAUGAAGCAUGUACACAGGGACAGACCCAGUGUGUUCAACUGCUGCUGGGCGCUGGUGCACAGGUGGAUGCUCGUAACAUCGAUGGCAGUACACCACUGUGUGAUGCCUGUGCGGCUGGUAGCCUUGAAUGCGUCAAGCUGUUGUUGGAGUACGGAGCGACAGUUAACCCUCCACUGUUUACUUUCUCACCUCUUCACGAGGCAUGCAUGGGAGGUAAUUCAGAUUGUGUUCAGCUCAUGAUUGAUCAAGGAGCUUUCAUGGAGGCCCAUGACUGCCACUAUGGGACACCACUUCAUGUAGCCUGUGCCAGGCAACACUAUAACUGCGCCAAAGUUCUCCUCAAUGCAGGGGCAAACGUUAAUGCUGCCAAGCUACACGAGACUGCCCUUCAUCAUGCAGCCAAAACAAAUAACGUGGACUUGGUUGAGCUACUUGUGGAAUUCGGGGGGGACGUGUAUGCCAGAGAUACUCUGAACAAAAAACCCAUCCAGUACACCAGUGUUGGAUCUCCCUGUUACCUCUGCCUGGAGUUCUAUGAGAAUACCCCGCUCAAUCUACAGCAGAUCAGCAGACUGGCUUUGAGGAAGGUGCUCGGCACAAGAGCAUGUGAAGUUGUUUUCAAGCUUGAGUUGCCCAAUCGCAUCAUACGUUUUCUUUCCCACAUGCCACCUCCAGUUAUUGAACUCCCAUCACCGAGAGACACUCAGGAUGUCUGAAUCCUGAGAUUUUAGAAUAAAUAAGCAGGCGUUCUACAUCAGCAAAGUUAACUAGUCAUUUAAAUAAUCAUUAAUGUUGUAGCUGAUGUUUUGAUUGCUGGGGAGAGAAAGCCAUCCCACAUACUGUGUACUAUCAGGUUAUGAAGACAUAAUGACUAUAUAGCUGGAAACACAAGUGUGAUUUCAUCCUAGAUGCUGUUAAUACUUUGCUAUGAUUGUAUCAUUGUAUUUAUUUGUACAUAUAUAUUAUAUUUUAAUGUAAAUGUGUAAAUAAUGUAGAUGGUUUCACCUUUUAUUGAUGUUGUGUAAAUAAAUAGACCAAAACAAUUUUUUCAGCAAUGUGUAUGUUAAUACAAUUUCAUUAAAAUAUUUAGAAUUCAAUGUGGUUAUUGGGUUGCUAACUAAAUAGUAAUCAGCAGUUUGAAGAUGUUAGAUCAGGAGCUUUGAGACGUGAGGAGCAAAUUUGACUCUCACACAGGGCUCCUGUAGGACAUUUAUUUGUCAGAAUGAAUUUAUAAUGUCAUGUCAUGUAAAUACACCACAUGAAUACACAUGACUUGUACUGUAUGUUAAAUUGCUUGAUAAACUAACAUUUCAUGUGGAGAUUUUUGUUUUGUUUUUACAGCACUGAUAUCAUCACAUGAAGGAGCUCAGAAACAUUGGCUAUCCAAGAGCAGUUUUUGUUGAUGCAUAAUUAUGUUAGGAAAACAAAGACUCUGCUCUGUUACCUGACUAAAUAAAUUAAAUACGUUGAUACAACACACUUGUUAUCGUCGUCGUCGUCUUCUACUUAUCCAGGUCUGGGUCGUGGGGGCAGCAGCCUUAGCCAAGAAGCCCAGACAGCCCUCUCCCCUGCCACUUAUACUAGCCCCUUUUGGGGGGAUCCCAAGGCAUUCCCAGGCCAGCUGAGAUAUGUUAUCCCUCUAGUGCAUCCUGGGUCUGACCCUAAAUCUCCUCCCAGAAGAACAUGCCAAAAACACCUCCCCAGGGAGGCAUCUAAGAGGCAUCCUAGACGCCUAGGCAUCCUACCAACCCAGAUUCCUGAACCACCUCAGUUGGCUCCUCUCCACAUGGAGGAACAGCGCUUCUACUUUGAGCACCUCCUGGAUAUCCAAGCUCCUCACCCCAUCUCUAAGGCUGAGCCCAGCCACCCUGUGGCGGAAACUCAUUUUGGCCUUCUGUGUUCAAGAUCUCGUUCUUUCGAUCAUGACCCAAACCUCAUGAUCAUAGGUCAGAUUUGGAACUUAAAUCAACCAGUAAACAGAGGGUCCACAUCACUGCAGAUGCUGCUCCAAUCUGCCUGUCAUUUUCCCGUUCCAUCCGUCACUCACUCGUGAACAAGACCACGAGGAACUCCUCCACUUGAGGCAGGGCCUCUCCCCUGGCCUGGAGUGAGCAAACCACCCUUUUCCAGCUGAGAACCAUUGCCUCAGAUUUAGAGGUGCUAAUCUUCAUCUCAACCACUUCACACACAUGCUCUGCUCUCGAUGAAGCUAAGAGGACCACAUCAUCUGCAAAAAGUAGAGACGAGAUCCUCCCGCCACCAAACUGGACACCCUGGUUAGUUGAACCUCAUAUUGAGGAGGAGGAGCAAUGUGGUUCUCCUCCUGGUUGUGGAACCGUGGACCACCUCUUUACCUUUGCUGGGGUGCUGAAUGGUACAUGUGAGUUUGCCAGUGCACAUGUG
Solea solea (common sole) is the source of this 2711-nucleotide messenger RNA. Its product is annotated as ankyrin repeat and SOCS box protein 13-like. Gene Ontology annotation, molecular function: protein binding. Lineage: Eukaryota; Metazoa; Chordata; Actinopteri; Pleuronectiformes; Soleidae. Gene Ontology annotation, biological process: protein ubiquitination; positive regulation of protein catabolic process. The transcript is spliced from 7 exons. Bases 128 to 1024 code for a protein of 298 amino acids. The record is from RefSeq and is a predicted model, not a curated record.